AAGCACUAUAAAUGGUGGUCGAUGUGACGUCGUUUUUGAGUGGCUGAAAAAUGUGGAAGGAUGUGUGUGCGAUGGUGAGCGUGGAGCUGAGCUUGUCUGUCGUCAACAUACUGCUCAAGAAGGCCAUGAACGGAGGUCUGGGCCACGUCAUCAUCGUCCUGUACCGGCAAUCCGUUGCCACCGUCUUCUUGAUCCCCUUCGCCUUCUUCCGCGAAAGGAGUAGCUGGACCAAGCUGACUGCCAGUAUGAUUUGUCAAAUAUUUAUCUGCGCUUUGUUAGGGUUGACACUCACUCAAUAUCUCUUCUUGGUGGGACUUGAUUACACAUCAGCAACAUUCACUUGUGCUUUCAUUAACUUAGUUCCAGUUGUCACAUUCCUCCUCGCAUUGCCACUUAGGAUGGAGAGGGUCGACAUAAAGAGGAGAAGUGGCAAGGCUAAGGUGGUGGGCACGGUGGUAUGCAUCAUGGGAGCCUUGUUGCUCUCGCUCUACAAGGGCGAGCUUAUCAUCAUCAGCCCCCAACAUGGUGUAGUAGGUGAUCCCCGGGUUGUUAGGGCAAAGAAGUUCGGGUUGGGUGCAGCGUUUCUUGGUGUGGGAAGUGUGGCUUGGUCGUCAUGGUUCCUUAUGCAGUCGAGGAUCGGGCAGUACUUCCCACAUCGUUACUCUAGCACGUUGAUCAUGUCGUCGUUCAGCUCAUUCCAGUCCAUGUUGCUGUGCUUGGUCACGGAGAGGGACUUUUCCAAGUGGAUUGUUCGAGGGGGGCUAGACAUAAUAGCUGUUUUGUUUAGUGGAAUCGUGGGAUCAGGGCUAUGUUAUGUGGUGAUGUCUUGGUGUGUGAAGCGACGUGGCCCGGUUUUUACCGCUGCGUUUAGCCCUUUGAUUCAGGUUUUCGCGGCUGUUUUGGAUGUUUUGGUGCUGCGUGAAGAGAUUUACCUUGGGAGCGUUUUGGGAUCGAUUGUGGUAGUCGUGGGAAUGUAUGUUUUGCUGUGGGGCAAAAGCAAAGAUGUUCAAGAAGCUCUUCCUAAGACAGUAGAUGUACCACAACACCAAGACAUUGCCAAUUAGUCACAUUUAUUUCACAAUUUAGGUAGAAUGAAUGUAUUUUCAACUAUUUGAAAUAUCUUAAUGAUAAAUUUAUCUGGAAAAUAAUAUAGGAGUAAAUGUUACUAUCAAUUGUACUGUGUAGUGUGUAAUAU
Molecule: messenger RNA, 1195 nt
Organism: Salvia hispanica
Lineage: Eukaryota; Viridiplantae; Streptophyta; Magnoliopsida; Lamiales; Lamiaceae
Product: WAT1-related protein At3g30340-like
Cellular component (GO): membrane
Molecular function (GO): transmembrane transporter activity
Source: RefSeq, a predicted model, not a curated record